AUGUCGCUACUGCAUGGCUGCUUCGAAGAGAAACAUAGGGAUAACGCUGAGUUGUCCCAGCGCUCAGUUGGUCCCUUGGGCGCUCUUCUGACCCUGCACCCGUUUCGGAAACAAAAAGAGGAAGUUCUGGCGACAGAGUGUCGCGUGCCAGCAGCAGCACCAGCCGGAGUCAAAGUCGUCACUGACGAGGAAUCCAAGUUCGACUGCAUCGCUCGACUCACGGGCCUGUGUCGACGAGCCGCGACGUCGCUGGCGGCGGCAGCGGCAACGGCGUCGCGAGUCGCCUCUUCUUCUUCUUCCUCUUCUUCCUCUUCAACCCCAUCUCCUCCACGACCGCCACAACAACAACAGCAGGUCGCUGCUCAAGUUGUGGUUCUGCCGGGGGAAGUUGUCGACGACGUCACAACGACGACGGGUGAAGAAGGCAGCGGGGGUGGCGGCGGUGGUGGCGGUGAUCAAGAGCAGCAGCUGCGGACGACGGCGACGAGUUCCAUUGACAUGGCGUCUUCCAAGGUGGCGAGGAGGCGGCAGGGGAGUUUGCCCAAAGAGCCGCCGCCGGUGAAUGACGACGACGUGUCCAGAGAGUACACUGUGGACAACUUUGAGAUCGUCAAGACCAUAGGAACUGGCACGUUUGGCAGAGUGUGUUUGUGUCGGGAAAAGGCGACGAAGACGUACUACGCUCUCAAGGUACUUGCCAUUGCGGACGUCGUGCGUCUCAAGCAGGUCGAGCACGUGAGGAACGAGAAGCGAGUACUGGGCAUGUCCUUGCAUCCGUUCAUUAUUCAAAUGUGA
Messenger RNA from Notodromas monacha, 795 nucleotides. The record is from the annotation of a GenBank genome assembly. NCBI's taxonomy places the organism in Eukaryota, Metazoa, Arthropoda, Ostracoda, Podocopida, Cyprididae.